Molecule: messenger RNA, 1827 nt
Organism: Durusdinium trenchii
Lineage: Eukaryota; Dinophyceae; Suessiales; Symbiodiniaceae
Source: the annotation of a GenBank genome assembly
AUGGGUGAUGGGGUCUGGUCCUUGGCCACUGCUGUGUCAGCGAAGCGAUCGAUCGCUGCUCUGGAGGGUAGACCGGAAGCCUUGGACGUUCAGAACAAUGCUGAGCGAGACUUGCGGCGUCUUUGGGGGAAGUAUGGAUUUACACUCCCCAUUCCUGUGCAGGACAUGGUUCACGAAUGCGCGGAGGAUGGACAAACAAUCCCCACUUGCUACCUCCAACCACAGGAUUGGGUAAAACAUUGGAUGGACACCUACCCAAAGCUGCUUUGUGGGGAAGGGGAUCCUUCCUCAAACCUGAGAAUCUUCUGGAAAGUUUUUCAGCAGAACCAUCCCACGCAUGAAGUGUUUCGGUUUCAUUCUGGCCACUUGGACCAAGUGGUGCCUUUACUAUGCCACGGAGACGAAGGACGAGCAGUCAAAAAAACAAACUAUUAUGUGCUUUCAGUGGAGUCGCCUUUGGGAUCAACACAAGAUGCUGGUCUAUAUUGUUCUUGCUGUGAUGACUUGUCCUUCCGGGCCAACAUUCCGCCCUAUGGCAACGAUUCAGGAACACUAACCGCAGAAGAGCUGGCCAUUGCUGAGAAACAAAUCACAAACUUCAAGGGUCAUUCCUACUUGUCAAAGUAUCUUAUCUUCGGAAUUGGAGGAUGGCUCUACAAGAAGCGUCCCUCCCUCAUCCGGCGUUUGUUGGAGAAAUUUUCAGAGAACAUGAACACUCUCUUUCAUCAAGGUGUGCAAUUGAAGUCCGGCAAGCAAGUGUAUGCGGCAUUGAUAGGAUUGAAAGGGGACCAAGACUUUCAAGAACGUGCAAUGCAUUUACGGCGUAGCUUCAGGCACCUGGGGACUGUCAAUCAUAUUGGGUUUUGUCCAUUGUGUCUUGCAGGGUCCAGUGCUGACUUACCAUUCGAGGAUUUCACUGAGCAACCGGCAUGGUUAGCAACGCUCCAUGGAGACAGGCCUUGGGAUGCACUGGAUGAGCCCGCGUUGUCUACUGUCCCCUAUGACAUUGGGAGUCCGGAACAACUUAUUGCUCCUGACCUUUUUCACAGUCUCAAAACAGGCAUCGGCAGAGAUAUUGUCGGAGGCAUUGUGAUUGUCUUGGUCCGGUUGGGAUUCAUGGACUAUGAAGGCUCAACAAGAAAUAUUGAUGACCGCUUGACUCGUGCACAUGGGCGCUUCAAACUGUGGUGCCUCUCCAACAAGAAAAGUGCAGGCCUGCGUUCUUUUUCAACCAGCUACUUUAACAUCAAAGACCGCACUUCAGCACCCUGGACCAACUCUAAAGGAUCUGACACAACGCUGCUCCUUCAGUGGUGUCUUUUUGAACUGACGUUACAACUUCGUACUCCUACUGUCAUUGGGUAUGACGAGAUCCUCAGAGUCGGUGUUCAGCUUUGUCAAGCUGCCUUGGGCCUCCGGCUCUUGAACCAUCAUGGCCUUUGGCUUCCUCGGUCUUGCGCUAGGCUGUUUUACGUGCACUGUAUGACGCUUUUGCGAUCCUACUCUUGGCUGGGUAAAGAAGUCUUGCGUCUGAGCAUACGUGCAUUUAUGUUGAAACCAAAGUGCCACGCCAUUCACCACUUGGCGUGGACUGUGCGGAGAGCAUUGGAGAGGGGGGCUACUUUGAUUGCGAGUCCUCAAAUGACAGCCUGCGACACUAACGAGGACUUUAUAGGAAGGAUAUCGCGGCUGAGUAGAAGAGUGGGCUUCCGGCACUGUGAUAAACAUGUGUGUGAGAGGUACUUCUUAAAGGUUGCAGCCCUUGUGAAGAGGAAGUGGCGCCAAAAGGUUAAACAACCUACAAAGCGGAGGCGUACAAGUCUUUGA